Messenger RNA from Polypterus senegalus (gray bichir), 4987 nucleotides. It is a transcript of the gene znf335, whose product is annotated as zinc finger protein 335. Bases 172 to 4788 code for a protein of 1538 amino acids. The transcript is spliced from 28 exons. The record is from RefSeq and is a predicted model, not a curated record. NCBI's taxonomy places the organism in Eukaryota, Metazoa, Chordata, Cladistia, Polypteriformes, Polypteridae. Gene Ontology annotation, cellular component: nucleus. Gene Ontology annotation, molecular function: RNA polymerase II cis-regulatory region sequence-specific DNA binding. Gene Ontology annotation, biological process: positive regulation of neurogenesis; brain development; regulation of gene expression.
CGUCCUCAGAGAAGGGAAAGGCUGAUGGCGUCCAUGUAGAAUGCCAGAGCAUUUCGCAGGUUGAUUUUUUUCAACAAUCGGCCCAGUAUCGAUCGUCAGGAAAGUAUCUGCUAACGACAUACAGAGUAGGUUACCUAGGCUUUCAAUAUCAGUUUGUCAUCACCACCAAAUAUGGAUUCAGAGGAGAAUGAAGUUGAAAGCAGUAGUGAUGCUGGACCUUUGGGUAUUGAAGAGCCAUCUGAGAGUGGAAUUGGUAUAGAGUCUUCAGAGGCCAUGUCUGCUGAUAGCAGUGACACAGCUACCAUCACAGUUACUGCAUCAGACUCUGACUCACAGGUUGGCCAGAGCUCUGAGGGGAUAGUGCAACUGAUACCAGAGACCAGCUCCAGUACUGAUAUCAUGGCAGUGAUCCAUCUCCCAGAUUCCUCCUCAGUGGCACAGUCAACAAGUGUGUCUAGUGUCUCUACAGUCACACAGUCUGUUCUUGUCUCAGAGUCUCCUCAGGUUCUGGUACAUUCCAGUGCAGUUUGUGAAGGUACCAUGAUAGUAUCUGACUCUACAGCCUCCACAUCUACAGACUUGGGUUCUGCAAUUGACAAAAUCAUUGAAUCCACUAUUGGUCCUGAUCUUAUAAGUGGGUGCAUUGCUGUGACCAGUGCUGAGGAUGGGUCUCCUGAAACUAACCAGUAUCUAAUUUUGCAGGGUCCAGAUGAUGGUGCUCCAAUUGUUUCACAGAUGUCAUCAGCUGGACUCUCAAGUCGUAUUUCUAUAGAGGCUCUGGGUGAAGGCCCUACAUCUACAUGCCUUGACCAGUCAGAGUUAGGUGAACAUCGAGUUCAUUCUUUUAGGCUUUCAGAUCAAGAAGUCAUACAUCCAGACCAACCUGACCAACCUGAGAAUUCAGGGUACCAGGAACAUGAGGAGCACAUGGAACACCCAGACCAGACUCAACAGUCUCACUGUGUUGAGUGCAGCGAGGUACUUCCAGACCAGCCUCAACACUCCCAGUAUGUUGAGUGCAGUGAAGGACAUCCAGAUCAACCCCAGCAUUCACAAUAUGUGGAGUGUAGUGGGGACCAUCCAGAUCAGCCUCAACAUUCUCAGUAUGUGGAGUGUAGUGGGGACCAACCAGAUCAACCCCAGAAUUCUCAGUAUGUGGAGUGUAGUGGAGAUCACCCUGAUCAGCCUCAACACUCCCAGUACAUAGAGUGCAGUGAUGAACACCCAGAUCAGCCCCAGCAUUCAUUAUACAUAGAGUGCAAUGAAGUACAUCCAGAUCAACCCCAGCACUCCCGAUAUGUUGACUAUAGUGGGCAGCACCCAGAUCAGACACAGCAUUCCCAAUAUGUUGAGUGUAGUGGGAUACAUCCUGAUCAACCCCAGGGCUCUUGCUACUUGGGAUGUUCUGAAGAUGGUCCAGACCAGCCACUGCAUUCCAGAUAUAGCAGCCAAGCAGAUAUGUCAGAGGAUCAUCCAAAUUCAGAUUAUUUAGAGCCCGAUGAGCCUCGUCAAUCUAGAUCCCCAGAUGUUGGAGAGUCUGACCAGACCAACAACUUACAAAACAGUUCCAUGGAUCUGGCUAACCUGGAAGAGAUGAUGGAAGUGGUAGUGGUUCAGCAGUUCAAGUGCAAAAUGUGCCCUUAUAAGAGUGUCUCCAAGGAUACGCUAAUUAGACACAUGAGAGAUCGCCACUUCAGAAACACUGGCACUCCUCCUCCAAAGAAGCGUGGCCGUGGUCGUCCCAGGAGAGAAGAAUCCUCUGAGCUAACUCAAGGAGCUGUGAAAGUAGAGGAGCCGGGAGAGGAAGAAGAGGAUGAUAUAGUUGAUGCUGGUGCCAUAGAUGAUCCUGACGCUGACAGUGACUAUAAUCCAGCAGAGGAUGAGCCACGUGGGAGACAGCCUCCUGUACCUCCUAGCAUAACUACCUCUUCAAUGCCAAGACCUCGCCGUCGAGUUGUGCGUCCUAGAAAAUUUCCUCUUGGAGAGGAGAAGAAUCAAAAUGAAGGAAAUGACGGAGAAAGAAUACCUGCAACUGGUGAUCAAAAUAUGGAUGUAAAUAUAUUGGAGCAAGCCAGCUCUUCUGGGCUAGAAAGUGGGGAGUGUUCCACUGUUAAUGCAAAUCUCAUAGAACAUGGCAUCAGCCAGUCAGAUUCUGAGAAUAAGGAUCCAUCAACUAAUAUAGAAAUGGAAGAAACUGACUGCUUUACCAGAAAACGUGGCCGUCCUUCCAAGCGAUUUUUGCGCAGAAAGUAUAAAAAAUAUUUGACACGCAAGUAUUAUUACAGAUCUCAAAAAACACUUCUAAGGCCUUAUAACUGUCGGAUAUGUGGGUCUCGGUUCUUAACUCAGGAAGACUUGUCCUUUCAUGUUAACUCCCAUGAGGGAAAUGAACCAGAGCACUUUAAAUGCCUUCAAUGCAGCUACAGAUGCAAGCGUUGGUCUUCCCUGAAAGAGCACAUGUUCAAUCACGAGGGCACAAAACCAUAUAAGUGCGAAGAGUGUGAUUACACCAGUGUGUACAAGAAAGAUGUAAUUCGGCAUUCUGCUGUCCACAACAAGGACAAGAAAAAGAAAACAGAAAUGCUUCCCAAGCUUACUCAGUACCCAUGCCCAGUAUGUGAUCGUGUAUACCCCAUGCAGAAAAGGCUUACUCAGCACAUGAAGACUCAUAGUACAGAAAAACCCCAUAUGUGUGAUAAGUGUGGGAAGUCAUUCAAAAAACGGUACACCUUUAAAAUGCACCUUCUCACUCACAUUCAGAGCUUUGGAAACAGCAGGUACAAAUGUGAAUUCUGUGACUAUAUGUGUGACAAUAAAAAGCUACUGCUUAACCACCAGUUAUCACAUACUACUGAUAAACCGUUUCGCUGCGAAUAUUGCAAAUAUUCAACCACCAAAGAGGAUUUUUUGGUUUCUCACAUGGCUAUCAAGCACACAGGCGAGAAGCCAUUCUCCUGUGAUUUUUGCCAUUUCAUGACAAAGCACAAGAAGAACCUGCGGCUUCAUGUGCAGUGUCGUCACACAGAAAACUUUGAGGAGUGGGCAAGAACACAUCCGGAGGAACCUCCACGGCGCAGGAGACCUUUGUUUACAUUGCAGCAAAUUGAAGAGUUGAAGCAGCAACGUGAAAACAACCAAGCCAUGCAGGAGAACAUCCGAGGGCCAAUUGUCUCCAUGGAUCAGAUGACAUUUCAAGCAAUGCAGGCAGUGGACAAUCUGACUGUAACUGAAGAUUCUCUAAGCAAUGCAACUAUUAUUUAUGAACAAGCUGAAUCAGCAGAGUUGUCUGCCCAAAAUGCCCUUGAUUUAUUAUUAAACAUGAGCAACCCUAGAGAUCUGAUUGGAAGUUCAUUGCAGGUGGCAUUGUUAAAGUCGGAUGGCACUCCUACAGACACAGAAGGGAAGGAAGCCAAUCUUGGUGAACAUCAGUCUUAUCAGCACCAAAAAGUGGUGGCAUUCCAUGUAGCUGAGCCAGCAGUAGAACAGACGGAAGAGACCUUUGAGUCAGGGGUCAUUGAGGGUAGUACGGAGAUCACCCAUGUGACCCUGAAUGAUUUUAAUGUAGUGGAACAAACUGGAGAGGACAUCCAAAGUUCUGUUGCUGUCUACAGUGGUGAGCCUGGAUCAGAUGGUUCCCAACAGGUUAUGGUUAGUGGUGGUAUUUUGUCUGGAACCUUAAAGGAACAUAAAGGAAAAUACUACCUCUCACCUAACUUGAGUGAAGGAACGCUUCAGCAAAUUGAGCUAAGCAGUGAUGGGACCAGUUCUCCACCUCCAGCUUCUUCCAGUCAGCAGCACAACUCCAAGAAGUUUUCCUGUAAAAUUUGCAUGGCCACCUUCCAUGGCAGAGCAGAGAUGGAAAGUCACAAGAGGGCUCACGUGGGACCCCAGACAUUUAAGUGCCCUGACUGUAACUACACAGCUACCUCUUGGCCGGAUGUCAGGAUUCAUAUGAAUCAGCAUGCUGACCUUCGUCCUCAUAAGUGCGAUCACUGCAGCUUUGCUUCUAAGAACAAAAAAGAUCUUCGUCGUCAUAUGAUGACUCACACCAAUGAAAAGCCAUUUUCCUGUGAAAUUUGUGGACAAAGGUUCAACAGAAAUGGACAUCUAAAAUUUCACAUGGAGAGGUUACACAGCUAUGAAACACCAUCACGCAAAACACGGCUCACUGCAUCUCCACAAGCCAUCAUCUUGAACAGUGAUGAGGAAACCCUGGCCACUCUGCAAACUGCUUUACAGGCUGGUCAGACGAUUACCCCUGAAAGGCUUCAGCAAGCUCUAGGAUCAGACCAUAUUAUUGUUGCCCAGGAACAAACACUGUCUGAUCAGGAAGAGGCAACCUACAUUCAACAGAUUACCACAGUGGAUGGGCAGACUGUGCAACAUCUUGUAACAGCUGAAAAUCAGGUUCAGUAUAUUAUCUCCCAAGAUGGUGUCCAGCACAUUCUUCCCCAGGAAUAUGUUGUUGUGUCAGAAGGAAAUCACAUUCAGGUGCAAGAUGGACAGAUUGCCCACAUUCAGUAUGAUCAAGAUGGGCAGUUCCUGCAAGAACAGCAAAUUGCCUUGAGCCAUGAUGGACAUAUCCAGUAUGUUCCCAUUAGCUCAGAGCAGCAGAUUGUUAGCCAGGAGGAUCUGGAAGCAGCAGCGCAUUCUGCUGUGACAGCAGUUGCUGAUGCUGUAAUGGCACAAGCGCAGACAGUGUAUGCCACGGAGGCCACUCCUGAGCAACUGGAACAGAUGCAGCAGCAGGGUAUUCAUUAUGAUGUCAUCACAUUCACGGAGGAGUAAAAAGAUGGACGAUGUUACUGUCACCACCUUCUGUGGACAGAACGUACACUGCACUUUCAGAUGCUGUUAAAGUAAAGGGAUGGAGGCUGAUGCACAUAAGCAAUGACGUGAAGAUCUGCAUUGUAUAGUAUAAGCAAGUAAUGGUUCAAGAUUGGAAAAGGCCUUAGAAUUUUUUUUUUUUUUUUGUAUUUUUUUCCAU